Sinocyclocheilus anshuiensis is the source of this 577-nucleotide messenger RNA. Its product is annotated as ryanodine receptor 3-like. Lineage: Eukaryota; Metazoa; Chordata; Actinopteri; Cypriniformes; Cyprinidae. The annotation marks the transcript as partial. Gene Ontology annotation, molecular function: ryanodine-sensitive calcium-release channel activity. Gene Ontology annotation, biological process: release of sequestered calcium ion into cytosol by sarcoplasmic reticulum; striated muscle contraction. The record is from RefSeq and is a predicted model, not a curated record. The transcript is spliced from 6 exons. Gene Ontology annotation, cellular component: sarcolemma; smooth endoplasmic reticulum; sarcoplasmic reticulum membrane.
CAGCGGCAGUGGGCUUGCCCGCUCUCCCCUAUAUGGCUGUGGAUGGAGCGCUAUGCUAAUAUCGGCAGGACAGGAGAAGCACUGCUCAGCUGCCUGCUGUCAGUGGUGGCUUUCGGAGUCUAGGCAGGCUCUUCUACAGCCAUGGCCGAAGGUGGUGAAGGGGAAGAUGAGGUUCAGUUCUUACGAACUGAUGAUGAGGUGGUACUGCAGUGUGUCGCCGCCAUUCAGAAGGAGAAUCGCAAAUUCUGCCUUUCAGCAGAGGGACUCGGCAACCGCCUGUGUUAUCUAGAGCCCACGUCAGAGGCGAAGUAUUUUCCUCCUGACCUAUGCAUCUGCAACUUUGUGCUGGAGCAGUCGCUCUCAGUGCGGGCCCUGCAGGAGAUGCUUGCAGGGCAGAGCGGUGAAGGGAGGCUUAUAAGACGGGCAGCACAGGGAGGUGGACAUCGGACACUGCUCUACGGUCACGCCAUCCUCCUUAGGCAUUCCUUCAGUGGAAUGUAUCUCACAUGCCUAAAGACUUCCAGGUCUCUGACAGACAAACUGUCUUUUGAUGUUGGCCUUCAAGAGGAUUCAACCG